AUGCGCCUCCACGGCGUGGUUGGCUUCGCCUUGCUCAUCGUCGUCUCGAUCACACACACUGUAGCGGCGUCAUUGCUGAGGAACGGUCUCCACCCUGCGAGCGAAACAGAAGGGAGAUUCUUAACCACAAGCGUUGCCAACACCAGACUCAACGGCGACGAUGCUGAGAGAGCGGGACUGUCUGUGCCUGUAGUCGAGAAGAUCAAGACUUUCUUCUCCUCAUCGAAAGUGACACCGGCACAGCUUGGAAAUCGGCUCAAGGAGGGGAAAUCGGCCGACACGGUUUUCACGCGACUGCGUCUGAACAAGGCUGACGACAUGCUGCUCUACUACGGUGAUUUCGUCGACUGGCUCAAGUACGUGGACGAUCUGAGCGCAAAGAACCCCGGCAAGAAAAUGUCUGCGAUCUCGACAUUGACGAAGCAGUACGGCGACGGCGAUCUGUACAGCAUAAUCCAAGCAGCCAUGAACGUCCCAAGGACAAAGAGCAUCGCCACGCGACUACAGACCGAGCAAAUCCAGCAUUGGGUGACCGCUGGUAAAACUCCGGACGACGUGUUUCACUUCAUGAAGCUGGAGAAGGUGGAGCGCAACUUUCUAAGCGACCCGGCGUUCACUGUCUGGGCCAAGUACGUGGACGAUUUCAACGCAAAGUAUCCCGAGAAGUCAGCGUCCAUGGUCCCCGUGCUCACGAAAUACCACAUUAAUGAGGUCACUCUGUUCGAAAUUGUUCAGGCGGCGAAGAGUAUGAAAGGAACCAAAGCCAUCGCCACCAAGUUGGAGGAUCAACUGGUCAAGUUCUGGCUAAACCGUCGAAAAUCACCCGAUGACGCUCUGGAAGACCUCGGGCUCAGCUACGCAUUGGAUUCGCUGCUGGAUAACCCGCUAUUCAACAGUUGGGCCAAGUACCCGAACGCUUACAGCACGAAGCAUCCAGAAGAGAAGGCAACCGUGAUCGAGACCUUAACGCGGAAAUUCAGUGAUGAUAAAGGUGCGAGGGUGCUUGCUGUGGCAAAAACCAGCGUUGAAACGCGAAACUUGGCCACCAAGCUGGAGUCUGCGCAGCUGGAGAUGUGGCAGAAGAGCGGGAAAUCGGUGGACGACGUGAUGCUGCUGCUAAAGCUCCGACCAAACGCUGACUUUACCAACAACCUUCUGCUCCGCACGUGGGUCUCAUACAUGAACAUGUACAUCAAGGAAAAUCAUCUCAGGGCGCCUGAGAUGUUGCCAAAAUUGGAGACUCGCUUCGACCAGAGAACGAUGAACCAGAUCCUCCUCGCCGCAACGCAGUUCUCCAGCAUGAAAUCGACCGCACUUGCAAUCCAAACCGAGAAGAUCAAGGGCUACCUGGCGAGCAAUCAAUCCCCCGAAAAAGUCUUCAAGCUGCUCGCUCUCGACAACGUGGGGAAGAACCUUCUCGGUGAUCACGUGUUUCAGAUGUGGAGGAAGUACGUAAACGAUUUCAACAAGAGGAACCCAAGACAGCGAGAAUCCUGGUUCACGCCCAUGCGCAUGACGUACAACCCCGCUCCCCUCGAUCAAAUGAUCUCGGUCGCGAUGGAAAGCCCUAGUACCGUGAACAUUGCUAAACUAGUGGUGAAGGAGCGCUCCAAGUACUGGCUGGAUAGAAAGAAGGCCCCCUGGCAGAUAUUCCGCGAUCUGGAGCUGAACGGUGCUGGCGAAAAGAUUUUUGCCAGUCCCAACUUCAAAAUCUGGGCCAACUAUCUGAACAAAUCCAACCAGCGGUACCGCAAGGAGAAGACGACGAUGAUCGAUGGACUCCGGGCCAGCUACAACGACAUCAGCCUCAUGGGGAUCCUUGCGGCGGCGAAGAAGGAGCCAAAGACGAAGAAACUGGCGACAGACUUGGAGAAUGCUUUGGUCAACAAAUGGGUCGCUGAAAAGGAGCCCCUGGCAGUCCUACAGAAGAGGUUUGACCAUGUGCCAAGCAGCGGCGAAUUGCUCAAGAGAUACGUCGCGAAGCUCGAUGCGCUGGCAGCAAAAGGCGCAUAA
Phytophthora sojae is the source of this 2013-nucleotide messenger RNA. RefSeq lists its product as hypothetical. Bases 1 to 2013 code for a protein of 670 amino acids. NCBI's taxonomy places the organism in Eukaryota, Oomycota, Peronosporomycetes, Peronosporales, Peronosporaceae. The record is from RefSeq and is a predicted model, not a curated record. The transcript has a single exon.